AUGAUUCUAGAAGAAAUCAAGACAAGUCUUACCAUGUGGUUUUCCUACGCCUUGAUUCCUUGUUUGUUUGUGGAUGGAGUGGUUGUUCUACCUGCCCCUCAGAACCUCUCUAUGCAGUCAACCAACAUGAAGCAUGUCUUGACGUGGAGCCCAGUGAUUGUGCCUGAAGAAAUAAUACACUAUUCUGUUGAGUACCAGGGGGAGUAUGAGAGCCUGUACACAAGCCACAUCUGGAUCCCCAGCAGCUGGUGCUCACCCACUCAAAGGCCUGAAUGUGACAUCACGGAGGACAUCACUGCUACUGUGUCAUACAGCCUCCGGGUCAGGGCCACCCUGGGCUCACUGACCUCGGCCUGGAGCACUCUGAAGCACCGCUUUAACCAGAACUCAACCAUCCUCACCCCGCCUGGGAUGGAGAUCACCAUGGACGGCUUCCACCUGCUUAUUAAGCUGGAAGAUCUAGGGCCCCAUUUUGAGUUCUUUGUGUUCUACUGGAGAAGGGAGCCUGGUGCCAAGGAACACGUCAAAGUGGUGAGGCCCGGGGUCCUUCCCGUGUACCUGGAGACGGUGGAGCCUGGGGCGGCAUACUGUGUGAAGGCCCGGACGUUCGUGAAGGCCAUCGGGCGGCAUAGUGCCUUCAGCCGGACAGAAUGUGUCAAGGUGCAAGGAGAGGCCCUGCCUCUGGCGCUGGCCCUGCUUGCCUUCGUGGGCUUCGUGCUGAUCCUGGUGGUGGCGCUGCUCUCUGUCUGGAAGAUGGGCCGGCUGCUCCAGCACUCCUGCUGCCCCGUGGUGAUGCUCCCCGACACCUUGAAAAUAACAAAUUCACCCCAGAAGUUAAUCAGCUGCAGAAAAGAAGAGGUAGAAGCCUGUGUGACUUCAGGGCUCUCUUCUGAGGAGCUCCUCAAGGCCUGGAUCUAG
Molecule: messenger RNA, 918 nt
Organism: Budorcas taxicolor (takin)
Lineage: Eukaryota; Metazoa; Chordata; Mammalia; Artiodactyla; Bovidae
Gene: IL20RB
Product: interleukin 20 receptor subunit beta
Exons: 7
Coding region: 1-918 (305 amino acids)
Molecular function (GO): interleukin-20 binding
Source: RefSeq, a predicted model, not a curated record